Molecule: messenger RNA, 960 nt
Organism: Sitophilus oryzae (rice weevil)
Lineage: Eukaryota; Metazoa; Arthropoda; Insecta; Coleoptera; Curculionidae
Gene: ND-23
Product: NADH-ubiquinone oxidoreductase subunit 8
Exons: 5
Coding region: 256-897 (213 amino acids)
Biological process (GO): mitochondrial respiratory chain complex I assembly; mitochondrial electron transport, NADH to ubiquinone
Cellular component (GO): membrane
Molecular function (GO): NADH dehydrogenase activity; 4 iron, 4 sulfur cluster binding
Source: RefSeq, a predicted model, not a curated record
UACUUCAAUCGAUCAUGAGUUGGUCUUAUAUAAGCUAUACAAACGCUAUAAACACAGAAUAACUAUAAAUAAAAGCUUAUGACAAUGGUGGAUGGUGGUUUAAGCCUGUUUAAGUAUGUUAUGCUGUUUAAGGAUAUAAAUUAGAAUUUUAUUUUUAUUUAUGGUGAACGCGCCUGUAUGAUCCAUGAUCAGCUGAUGACAUAACAUCAAAUCUCUGCACCAAGUUUAUUUUAUUCUAACUUAUUUACAAGAAAAAUGAGUUCCACGCUUGUUAAAUUAUUUACUGUAUCUAGGACAGGUGCUAGAGCUAUUACGCCAGCUCUAAGCUUAGUCAAUCAGCGUUUCGCAGGCAGUGCUCCAAAAGAUGGAUACAUAUACGUCAAUAAUGUGGACCCAUCAAUGGAGCUUAGUGAUAUUACUGAUAGGGCUGCACAAACUUUAUUCGUCACUGAAAUAUUGAGAGGAUUCGGUGUGACUUUGGGUCAUAUUUUCAAAGAACCUGCAACGAUUAAUUACCCAUUCGAAAAGGGACCUCUUAGUCCACGUUUUAGAGGUGAACACGCUUUGAGACGUUAUCCUUCAGGAGAAGAGAGAUGCAUCGCAUGUAAAUUGUGUGAAGCCAUAUGUCCAGCUCAAGCCAUUACCAUUGAAGCUGAAGAGAGGGCUGACGGAUCGAGAAGAACUACUCGUUAUGAUAUUGACAUGACCAAGUGCAUUUACUGUGGUUUUUGUCAAGAGGCGUGCCCAGUUGAUGCCAUCGUUGAAGGACCGAAUUUCGAAUUUUCCACCGAAACUCACGAAGAAUUGCUGUACAAUAAAGAAAAACUUUUAAAUAAUGGGGACAAAUGGGAAUCAGAAAUAGCUUCCAACAUCCACGCGGAUCAUUUGUACCGUUGAGUGGAUAGUUUAAUAGAUAGUUUUUAUUGAUAUAGAUAAAUUAUAAUAAAUAACACAAUUGAA